AUGCAAAGUAAUGAUAAUAAGAUUAUCUACAGAAUUCCUUUGUAGCUUGCUGUCUCAAAAACUCCAUUGUACAUCAGAGUUGAGUUUCCUCCCCUUUACCCCUCAUAAGCACCUUUUAUUCAAGUUCUAGCAAGAGUAAUUCAUCAAGAUUUGCAUCCAUAGACUAAACACUACUAAGGCAAGAUGAUAAGGGAGUGGGGAAUUCAUUCUACCAUUUUAAAUGUUAUGAGAUAAAUUCAUGCCGAAUUUAAUCUAAAUCCUCCCUUACCAGAAUCCGUUAAUCAGCCAUAAAAUUAAUAGCAAAUGUUGCAGCAAGUUUAACCUCAAUUUAAUCAUAUUUAACCACAGAAUCAGAACAUGUAGCAUUUAAAACUCAACAGUAUGAAUCAAUAGUAAGAAGAAAGAAUAUCAGAACAGGAUGCAAUUAAACUAUAAAAGAUGAAAUCUAUUAAUAAGGUCGAGGACAAAUUGAAGGAGCUAGUACAUCCACCCACUAAACAGCAAUUUAUGAAUGUGCUUAAUAAUCUCAGCUAUGAUGAACUUAAGGAAAUGAACGAGAAUGAAUAAUACCUGAGAGAUUUUAUGGUCGAAAGGGACGAGUUCUUGAAAUUUGACAAGGAAGUUGAUGGGAUCGCUGAUAAGGCUGAGAUAAUAGCCAAUGAGAAUAUAAAGAAAUACGACGAACUACAGAAAGCAAUGGAUGAACACCAAAAGCUCAUAAAUGCCUACAACAUCAAAAAAGAAAAAUUAGUCUUAGGUUAGAGACAAAUCGAAGACUUAAAGUCAAAGGUACAUCCUAGAGAGCAAGCUAAAGAAAUUGAGAAGGAAGCAACUAGUCUGUCAAAGCAAUCUGAAGUAAUCAGAAAAUAAUUCAAGGAUGGUUCUCUUAACACUAAAGAUUUUAUUGAUAGUUAUAUUUCAUCUAGAAUCAAAUACUACGAAGCUGAAUAUAUUAAGUAGCAAUUAGUAGCUAUGGGCAAUAAUUAUUAAUGA
This is a messenger RNA of Stylonychia lemnae, 993 nucleotides long. The record is from the annotation of a GenBank genome assembly. Lineage: Eukaryota; Ciliophora; Spirotrichea; Sporadotrichida; Oxytrichidae.